Messenger RNA from Acanthamoeba castellanii str. Neff, 1407 nucleotides. Its product is annotated as serine/threonine protein kinase. Gene Ontology annotation, biological process: protein phosphorylation. Gene Ontology annotation, molecular function: ATP binding; protein kinase activity. The coding region runs from base 1 to 1407 and encodes 468 amino acids. The transcript is spliced from 6 exons. NCBI's taxonomy places the organism in Eukaryota, Discosea, Longamoebia, Acanthamoebidae. The record is from RefSeq and is a predicted model, not a curated record.
AUGGCCCUCUCCAACCCGGCCUUCAACGCCACCGUGGGCGUGAACAACAACAUCAACUUCCCCAUGAAGACCGCCAACACGACCAUCCUGCUGACCGACAUCCAGAUCACCCAGACCGUCAGCGCCAACCCGUACUCGUUCACGCCGUGGGUCAACAACGUGGUCUCGUCGGAGCGCAGCCUCGCGGUGGCCAAGCUGCGCAACGUGGCCGGCUACGACGUGGCGAUCAGCCAGGAGUCCAUCACCGCCGCGCUCAACGACCUCAUCGACAAGGGCGAGAACGACCUCAUCAACGCCCCGUCGGCCAACAGCUGGCCCGCGCUCUCCAUCAACUCCAUCAUCAUCCGCCAGACCUCCAUGACCGACUGCACCCGCGCCACCUCGCUCCUCGACUGGAUCUACUGGACCCAGAACUCCACUGAGGCGUUGAACCAGAUCGUGAUCUCGGGCAUGGGCGUGGUGGUCAAUUCGGACCUGAUCAAGCGGCAGAUGUACAAGUUCCUGGCGGGCGUGACGUGUCAGGGCGUGCACGUCAGCUCGCUCUACGGCUGCGUCACCGCCGACGGCCUCCUCUGCUCGGACCACGGCUCGUGCGUCAACAGCGCCUGCCGCUGCUUCGACGGCUACACGGGCUUGCUGUGCGAGAGCACCGUGUCGGACAGCUCGACCGACACCACGGCCAUCGCCAUCGGCGUCGCCGUUCCGGUGGCCGUGCUGGUCUUCCUCCUGCUGCUGGCCAUCAUCAUCGCGCUCCUCAUGAUGCUCGUCUUCAAGCGCAAGAAGCGGGACGACUGGGAGAUCGAGUACGACGAACUCGAAAUUGGUUCGAUGCUCGGCAGCGGCGGCUACGGCGAGGUCUACAAGGCCAUGUGGAAGGGCACCGAAGUGGCCGUCAAGAUGAUGCCGACCGACUCGGUGUCCAAGGAGAUGGCCAAGAACUUCCAGGACGAGGUGCGCGUGAUGACGGCGCUGCGGCACCCCAACGUGGUGCUCUUCAUGGCGGCCUGCACCCGGCCGCCCAAGAUGGCCAUCGUCAUGGAGUUCAUGGCCCUCGGCUCGCUCUUCGAUCUCCUGCACAACGAGCUUGUGCCGGACGUGCCCCACGUGCUCAAGGUCAAGAUGGUCUACCAGGCGGCCAAGGGCAUGCACUUCCUCCACUCGUCGGGCAUCGUGCACCGCGAUCUCAAGUCGCUCAACCUCCUGCUCGACGCCAAGUGGAACGUCAAGGUGUCCGACUUUGGUCUCACCAAGUUCAAGGCCGAGCUGAAUGCCAACGAGGCCAACGACGUGGCCACUAUCCAGUGGGCGGCGCCCGAGGUCCUCAACGAGACCCAGAGCGUAGACUACAUCUUGGCGGACGUGUACUCGUUCGGGGUAGUGGGUGCACCAGCCGUCGUCGGCGCCUGA